CAUCGCUCUGAGUAUUCUGUGUGUUCGAGUCGCAUCGAAAAGACCUCUACCCUCUGUGCACGACUCAAGACGAGCAACAUCUGGCAAGAUGAAAGGUGAACACGAGCAGCAAGUCCAGGAGUUCAGACAGAAGAUGGAAAAUGUCAUCAACACCAACCCGACGAUAUUCCAUCCGGCCGACGUGAAACGUAUUCAAGAGGAUGCGGCAUACUGCGGUCGGUUCCUGAGGAUGACCAAAAACGACCCAGAUCACGCGGUCGAGUAUGCCAAGAAAGCCUUCGAAUGGCGAAAAUCCAUGGGAGUGAACGAUAUGAGCGAGUCGACCCUCAAGGCUUGCCGAUUCCUCAAGUCCGAGUCUCUCUACCCCUACGGAGUCACGAAGAGCGGCGCCCAUAUACUCGUCAUGAAAGCGAGGAAUCACAUCAAGCCGAAGAAUGCAGAAGAAGCUCUGGAGCACAGGAAGCUUUUCGCUUUCGUCCUCGAUACGCUGAUCAAGGAGAAGAAUGUGGAGCGGGUUUGUCUCAUGAUGGACUGUCAGAACGCCGGAGUCAGCAACGUGGAUAUGGAGGGAAUCAACUUCAUGAUCUCGGCUUUCCGCGACUACUACCCCGCGUAUCUAGAACAAAUCCUCGUUGUGGACAUUCCGUGGGUUCUGAAAGCUGUCUGGACCGCGAUCAAGAGACUUCUGCCUCGUGAGGCACAGAAAAUCAUUCACUUCGUCGACGCGAAGCACCUCUCUCAGUACAUCGAGCCGGACAACUUGCCGAUUUCUCUGAAUGGCACGAAUGACUACUGCUACAAAUACGUGCCAGGUCAGGCCCUCGGCCUGUUUUGUCCAAAGGCCCAACAGCUCAAGUAGAGGACCGAAUCCGAGAAAUUCGAAUUAUGAAGAUCAAGUGAUGAAAAUAAUGAUGGAUGAUAUGAGAGAAGGAUUGAUAAAGAAUAGCCCGAAAUCGAGGGUCGUCGGUGGACAAGGAAAUGAUCGCGGUGCCCGACUCGACGGACAUGUGCAGGAUGCGCUCGUGCGCCGACCGACCGACAGGUCCACAGACAGUCAGUGAGAAGACACCCGAAUCACCACGCACAACCCAAAGCAUUCACGGCUAUUGCCAAUACUUCGAUUCAUAGAAAUUAGGUAUAGUUAUGCAGAGCAAAGACAAUAAUGUGAUGUGAAAAACAUGAAUAAAAGUUCCUCUUCCGUCGGUCUGACUUCCCCUUGAGCCCAUAAGUCCGUGCUGUCUGCUUCUGGCUCUCGCCACUCAAGCGUUGGAGAAUCGAAACAGCGCAUAAGUCUGGCGGUCACGGUCGUCGAUCAAGGCUGGGGGAAGGCCGAUCCUCGGUUCUUUAAACGAAAC
Molecule: messenger RNA, 1355 nt
Organism: Galendromus occidentalis (western predatory mite)
Lineage: Eukaryota; Metazoa; Arthropoda; Arachnida; Mesostigmata; Phytoseiidae
Product: motile sperm domain-containing protein 2
Exons: 7
Coding region: 89-859 (256 amino acids)
Cellular component (GO): endomembrane system; endoplasmic reticulum-endosome membrane contact site
Source: RefSeq, a predicted model, not a curated record